AAGUCCAACUUUUGAGAGUUUUUUAUUCAUUUUGACUUUUACAUUAUUAGACGUGUCGUAUUUUUUGUUGCCUUAUUAAGCAUCAAAUUGAAAUAAAAUGGGGUUAUUUGUAUGUCUUUUAAAAUUGGUUUUGAAAAUAUUAAUUUAUUUUGCUGUGUUCGUAUCUGUUAUUCUCCUUAUUCCGAAUUUGCCUCCAUACACGAAGUUCACCGCUAUAAAGCUUGAACCUACACAGCCUAGGAGCGGAGUUUUAGCUCCUAAUGCAGCUCUUAACAAUGCCGAUAAAUUAUUUACCAAUAAACUAAUUGGACCUGAAUCAUUUUUAAUUCAUAAUGGUGAACUUUACACUGGUCUUGCGACCGGUGAAGUUGUCAAAAUUUCACCUGGCGGUCAUAUUACUUUUGUUACGAAAAUAGGUCAGCCUUGCACCGGCCUUUCACAAGAACAUAUUUGUGGACGUCCCCUUGGAUUAGAAAUAGAUGAAACAAAUAACUUAUUGUAUGUAGCCGAUGCCUAUUAUGGUAUUUGGAAAGUGAAUCUUAAGAAUAAUAAGAAACAACUACUUGUUUUGCCAAAUGAGGCAAUAGAUGACAGAUAUCCAAAAAUAUUUAAUGAUAUUGCUUUGGACAAGAGUGGUAAUCUAUAUUGGACACAUUCAUCAAGUGAUUAUGACUUGAAGGACGGUGCAAUGACACCUCUUUCUGACCCAUCUGGGAGAUUGUCAUUUUAUAAUUCAAAAACUAAUAGAAGCAAUGUGCUUGUUGACAAUCUCUGGUUUCCUAAUGGAGUAGUUUUGUCACCCGAUGGUCAAUUUGUAUUAGUGAGUGAAUCAAAUCGCUACAGACUAGUUAAAUAUUACAUUAAUGGACCCAAAAAAGGAAAGACUGAAGUCUUUGCAGCAGGUUUACCAGGAAUUCCAGAUAACUUGAAAGUUUUACCCGAUGGCUCUGGUGUUCUUGUUUCGUUGUACGUUGCUUACGAUGAUGAAGAUCCUCACCUCAGUCGGACAAUGGCCGCCACACCGUUAGCAAGGAAAUUCUUAGCGCGUCUUAUUAGAAUGAUAGAAAUACCUUUCGAAUUUCUUUACGAGCAGUAUCCCCACGUCAUACUUGAAGAAAUUGUUUACAAGAUUGGACAUUUCUCUUGUUUAUCUGGUAUUAUACCACAAAAGUCAGGUAUAUUGCAAUUAAACUGGGACGGUGAAAUAGUUGCAUCGUAUUUUAAUACAGACAAAAGCAUUGGUACAAUUAGUGACGUUAUUGUAUAUAAUGAUAAGUUGUACAUAGGAAGCCCACAUUCCUCCUACAUUGGAUCAGUUGCCGUUCCACCACUUCUAAAGGGCGCUUUUUCCAAGACUCGCGCAGGUGCAGCCAAUAAUGCCGAAGUAAAAAGGGAGCAGCCAAAAGUUGAGUCAGCACCUACAACUAAAACAGUUAAAAAACCAGAAACGGAAAAAGUGAAAGUUGCUGAAAAGAUAGAUGUACCUAAACCUUCAGUACAAAAACCAAAAGAACCCACCCCUGUUCAAAAACCAGUACCAAAACCAAGUAAAGCAGAAAAAGUUGAAGUCAAACCAAAUAAACAAGAAACCACAAGUACCCCUAAACCAGUUGAGACCAAACCUAUCAAAGAAGAAACAAAACCUAAAAAAGUUGAACCAAAACCCAUAAAAGAAGAAUCCAAAACAAAACCAGUUGAAAGCAAACCCAUUAAGAAGGAAACUGAAACAAAACCUAAACCAAUUGAAAGUAAGCCCAUGAAACAAGAAAGUGUAACAAAGCCUAAAACUGUUGAAGAGGAAUCAAGCAAAAAACAGACCAAAACUGUUCCCGUGGAACCAAAAACUGUCCAAGGCAAAGACACACCAAGUAAAAAAUCUAAAGAAUCAGAUAUUAAACAAAAUGUUGUUCAACCAGAACCAGUCAAAGCAGCUAAAGUUGAGAAACCUGAGGUAAAAACAUCACAGACUGACAAAAACAAGGACAAAAUAAAAGUUAAGACUCCAAAUAAGCCCCAAAAACCUGUACCAGAUGAAAUUCCAGUUAAAGAAGAGAUUCCGUCCGAUAAAGUACAGCCAGCAAAGGAGACAUUGAAAGUAAUAAAAAAGACUGGACCAGUCGAAAUCCCUAAUCCUAACUAAAAUAAGGUUGUGGAAUAUUUGUUAAUUUAAGGUAAUAAUGGGAAUUUUAAGAAAAUAAUUAUUAAAACUUUUUUUUAAAUAAUAACAAAGUAAUAUGAUACAAAUAUAUGAAUCAAAAUAAAUUGCGUCAAUUAGGUCAUUCCAAAUAACAUUCCGAAAAAUAAUGUUUCAAAAUAUACCUUAAUUAAAGUACAAUGUAUAUUGAAAUCUUAGAAUAUAAAUACAAAUUAUAUAGAUGUUUUCACAUUUGUGUUGGAUCUCAGAGAUUUUGGCUACAAAAUAUUCCAGUAUUAAACAAUGAGGCUGAACAUAAAGUUGAUUAAAUUAUCAAAUUGUCGAAUAAAAAAUUAUUUAUACGCGAGAUCAUCAACAUUUCGAAUAUAUUUUACAGGUUACCAAUAAAAAGUGCAAUAAGAUCUAUGUAAAUACAUAUUGCAAUCGUUCUUCCUCAUAUUGUUUUAAAUCUCAUAUUUUUAUACAUUUUCUACAUGUUUU
Papilio xuthus (Asian swallowtail) is the source of this 2635-nucleotide messenger RNA. RefSeq lists its product as uncharacterized. Gene Ontology annotation, cellular component: endomembrane system. Lineage: Eukaryota; Metazoa; Arthropoda; Insecta; Lepidoptera; Papilionidae. The transcript has 6 exons. Gene Ontology annotation, molecular function: hydrolase activity. The record is from RefSeq and is a predicted model, not a curated record. Bases 98 to 2140 code for a protein of 680 amino acids.